UACACACAGCUAGCUUUAGUUGUUGCUGUGGAGUUUCCAUGGUAACGCCUUUAAAACGUGGUAUGUUUGAUGGUAGUUUGUGACAAACAUACCCAUGUUACCUAGAAUACCUUGUUUAUUUUAAUCAGAAAGGGGAGAAAUUACUUGUAUUUACGAGUCGUUUUAGCGUAAAACUCGCUGCUAUAUUAGCCUGUUAGCUAGUUUGAUACCGCGAUGGAUGAAGAAAUUCUACUGUCGGACUUGGAAGGUGAAGAGGGAACAACAACUAAUGCAAACGAAGAGGACGAUAAGGUUCAAGCACAACCCUUGACUAAAGACACUAUUAAGGAAGGACUUUCAUUUUUGUGCAGGACAGGGGAUAGACUUGGACAUGCUUUUAUUAAACUCAACCUUCAACACAAGAAAUUAAAUGACAUAGCAACAAUCAGCGGCUACAUUCACAUACGAUUACUGGAUUUAUCCAACAACUACCUUAAUGAUCUUUCCCCUCUUGCCUCCCUCAAGCACCUGCUGUGGCUGAAGGUUGACAAAAAUGAUGUGGUGAGCUUCCAAGGGCAACCGUUUGCUGAGCUGAUCUAUCUGCAGAGGCUGAGUAUGGCAGCGAAUCAGCUAAAUGAUGUAAAUGGCCUAGUUGGGCCCGCUCUGGAGAGUCUCAAUCUUAAAGGCAAUAACAUUCAGCAACUGCAUUCUUUUCAAACUGGAUGCUUUGGAAGUCUGCUUUCCCUGGAGUUGAGAGGAAACCGUUUGGAAACUACUGAUGGCCUUAACCUUCCAAAUCUGCAACGAUUAUACUUGGCUGAAAAUAUGAUCAAACAUCUUGAAGGUCUGGACAAGUUGGAGUCCCUCACCAUCCUUCAUCUUCGAGACAAUAAAUUAGAAACUCUAGAUGGCCUCAGUUCCAAUAUGAAGUGUCUUCGGUAUCUAAAUGUCAGAGGCAAUUUAAUCACCGAGGGGAAAGCUCUGCAAAGCAUCGGCCUUGUUGCAAAAAGCUUGCAAGCAUUGGUUCUUUCUGAGAACCCGCUGGUGGCAACAUCAGACUAUCGCUUCAGUGUGUUGACACUGUUACCACACCUGAAAAGACUCGACAAAGAGCCUGUAUCACCUGAGGAGAGGAGUGAAAAUCAAAUGAGAAUCAGAGUAAAAAGAACUUGAGGAAGAGGAAGCACCUGAGCCAUAGUGUUUCAUAAGAUCUCAGAAUGGGGAAGUGCUUGGCUAAAGAAGAUGGUCUUUAAGGAGAUGAUUGUGAUUGCACAGAGGUUUUUCUUUUUUUUUUUGAAAGUUGACCAUUUUCUUUCCAAACUGUUGCUACAAUAAAAAAAAAAGAAGAAGUUUG
Oryzias melastigma (Indian medaka) is the source of this 1333-nucleotide messenger RNA. It is a transcript of the gene lrrc23, whose product is annotated as leucine rich repeat containing 23. The record is from RefSeq and is a predicted model, not a curated record. NCBI's taxonomy places the organism in Eukaryota, Metazoa, Chordata, Actinopteri, Beloniformes, Adrianichthyidae. Gene Ontology annotation, molecular function: protein binding. Bases 214 to 1152 code for a protein of 312 amino acids. The transcript is spliced from 8 exons.